This is a messenger RNA of Camelina sativa (false flax), 3723 nucleotides long. The record is from RefSeq and is a predicted model, not a curated record. Lineage: Eukaryota; Viridiplantae; Streptophyta; Magnoliopsida; Brassicales; Brassicaceae.
AUGAUUCGCCAUUGUGGGCUAUUAGAGUUCCCCGCGAUUGGGGAUAGUUUAUCUUGGCGUGGCUGGCGGGAUAAGAAACCAAUCCGUUGCCGUCUUGAUCGGGCAUUGGCCAACGAAAAGUUACAUGAUACCUUUAGUAAUGCCUUCACAGAAUAUUUACCUAUGGUAGCCUCCGACCAUAAACCGGUUUUAGCACUUCUUGAGGAUAAAGCUAGGAAAGGGAGAAGUUGGUUUCGGUUUGACCGACGAUGGCUCGAUAAAGAGGGUUUAUUUGGUGCCAUCUCAGAAGGUUGGGAUGCUGGGGUAGCAAUUCCGAUGGGCAAUUUCAUGGAUAAGAUUAUUAAAUGUCGUCAAGCGAUAUCCAAGUGGCGGAAAGCACAGGUCCCUUAUGGUCGGGAAACGAUUGAAGAUGUAAAGAAUCAGUUGGCCAAGGCCCAAUCAGAUGAUUCGGUCUCGGUUGAGACCAUAUCGGAACUAAAUUGGAAACUUCGAGAGGCUUAUCGUGACGAAGAAAUCUAUUGGUACCAAAAAAGCAGGAGUCAAGAUUCGAAGGUCCAGGACAUAGCUGUUUCCUAUUUCCUGGAUCUGUUCACAUCUUCCAACCCUUCAGAUUUCGAGGAAAUUCUAGGUGAAGUGGGUCCGUCUAUCACGGGCGAAAUAAAUGAUUCCCUGACCCGACCAGCUACAGAACAGGAAAUCAAAGAGGUUUUAUUUAUGAUGCACCCUGAUAAAGCUCCCGGACCGGAUGGUAUGACGGCCCUGUUUUAUCAACGUGCAUGGGAUACAGUUAGACCGGAUCUAACGCUUUUGCGGCUGCGAUCUUUCCUGCCGACUCUGAUUUCCGAGACACAAUCGGCUUUCGUAGAGGGGCGUCUGAUCACAGACAAUAUUUUGAUAGCUCAAGAGAUGUUCCAUGGUCUUCGUACUAACCCUUCUUGCAAGGGUAAGUUUAUGGCCAUUAAAACAGACAUGAGUAAGGCUUACGAUAGGGUCGAAUGGUCCUUUAUCGAACAUCUGUUACGUAAAUUUGGCUUCUGUGAAAAAUGGAUUUCUUGGGUUAUGUGGUGCGUGACAUCUGUCCAAUAUAAAGUUUUAAUAAAUGGUCAACCACAUGGGGCCAUACUCCCGUCUAGAGGACUUAGACAAGGAGACCCUUUGUCACCUUACCUAUUUAUCCUAUGUACAGAAGUCCUUAUUGCUAAUCUCCGCAAGGCGGAGCGGUCCAAGCUCAUUACGGGCAUUAAGGUGUCGACUGCUUGUCCUGCGGUCUCUCACUUGCUAUUUGCAGACGAUAGUCUUUUUUUCUGUCGCGCUACGAAAGAGCAAUGCGAGGCUGUCCUAGGUAUCCUUCGACAGUAUGAACGGGCUUCUGGACAGCAAAUAAACUUUCAAAAGUCUUCGGUUCAAUUUGGGCAUACUGUUGAUGCAGACUUAAGAGAGGAACUAAAAGGAGUACUGGGGAUCACGAAUUUGGGUGGUAUGAGCUCUUACCUGGGCAUUCCCGAAAGCUUAGGAGGCUCAAAAACCAAGGUUUUUUCAUUUGUCCAAGACCGAUUACAAAAACGGACAGGUGGAUGGCCUGCCCGAUUGCUGUCAAGAGGAGGAAAAGAGGUAAUGAUUAAAUCGGUAGCAAUUGCUGUCCCUACAUUUGUCAUGUCAUGCUUCCGUCUCCCAAAGACGGUCACACGAAAACUCACUAGUGCGGUUUCUAAUUUCUGGUGGAGUGCGUCCGGGGAUACACGGGGUUUACACUGGAUUGCCUGGGAUAAGUUAUGUGUUGAUAAGAUCGACGGAGGUUUGGGUUUUCGUUGUUUGGAUGAUUUUAAUACCGCUCUGUUAGCUAAACAACUUUGGCGGCUGAUCUCAGCUCCAGACGCAUUAUUCGCUAAGGUUUUUAAAGGAAGGUACUAUAGGCACUCCAACCCUUUGGAUCCAAUUAAAUCCUACUCGCCAUCUUAUGGAUGGCGGAGUAUGGUAUCUGCUCGCUCUCUGGUAAACAAAGGACUUAUUAAACGAGUAGGAUCUGGAGAUUCCAUUUCAGUAUGGUCAGAUCCCUGGAUCCCUGCUCAACCCCCGAGACCAGCAUUGCGUUCGGGAUCGCCCAUAGAUCCCACGCUUAGAGUUGAAACCCUUAUUGACAGGAGCUCUCGUUCCUGGAACCUGGCUUUACUUUCGGCCUCUUUCAAGCCGGAGGACGUUGCCAUUAUUUCUGCUUUACCUAUUGGUAAACCAGAUUCUCCGGAUAUGUUGGGUUGGCAUUUGACAAAGACUGGUUUAUACACAGUGAAAUCUGGAUAUAAUGCUUUGCGCCAGAACCAGGUGGCCUCUGCACCUGCUUUUGGCCCAAACAUUAUCCCUUUACAGGCCUUUGUCUGGAAGAUUCGGUGCCCACCAAAAAUUCGUCAUUUUUUAUGGCAAGCAAUUACGGGCUGUAUAGCAACAACGGCUAAUUUGAGGCGGCGUGGUAUGACCUGUGAUCCUGAAUGUGGCCGGUGCGGUUGUCCUGAGGAAACGAUUAAUCAUGCCCUAUUUUUAUGCCCACCGGCUUGGCAGGUGUGGGCUCUGUCCUCCUUCCCGACAUCUCUGGACCUUUUUCCCACAGAAUCUAUCUAUACAAACAUGGACUAUCUAUUUUGGAGAUCCCAACGGAAUCCUUCAGCUGAUAUCUUCCCAUGGAUUCUUUGGUAUAUUUGGAAGGCCAGAAAUGAUAAGAUUUUAAACAAUCUGGAUUCCAAUCCGCUAGCAAUUUUACAGUUAGCAGAGGAGGAAGCAAAACUUUGGUCUUCGGCCCAAGCGGAUACAGUAGAACUGCCUCACCAGAUUGGGCCUCACCCCAACACUGGUCCUAUAGUUUCUGGGCUGCUUUCAGCCAACAAAUAUGGGAGUUGCUUCCGUUGCUUUGUGGACGGAUCUUGGAAGGUGACUGAUCAGUAUACAGGCCGAGGAUGGUAUUGCAUUUCUCCUGAGGGGGAAUCUCCCACUAUGGGUGCAUCUAACCUUCGCCGCAGCUUGUCACCUCUCCACGCAGAAGUGGAAGCCUUAAUCUGGGCAAUGCGUUGCAUGAUCGGUGCGGAUAAUGAGAAUGUUGUUUUUCUCACAGACUGUUCUGAUUUGGUGAAGAUGGUGUCUUCGCCGUCUGAGUGGCCUGCUUUCAAGACAUAUUUGGACGAGAUUGAGGCGGACAAGGAGGAGUUCUUAUCCUUUUCACUAGUCCAAGUUCCCCGAACGCAGAAUGGAAGUAUCUGCAACUUCGUCGCCGCCCUCACAUUUGCGGCUGAAGCUGGGGUGUUUCUCGAGGUCGAAUGCUUCGAGCAGUUGACAAACUUCAAGAAUAGCCAAGGUAGCAAAUUAUGGAUGGUUAAUGCGAAGCCAGCUCAUAACUUCCUUCCGGGGGAAAAAGUCAGUAACUUCAAGAAGCUGAGAGCUCGCUACUUCUUCGUCCGAGUUGACGGCCGUUCUUUCGAAAAUCCGAAAUGCGGUCGCCGAAGAGUAUGGAACGAUUCGCCGGUUCGCCCUUAUUCAGCUCGGAGAUUAUCUUCCAGAUUCGAACGCAUCAAGAACGCUCUCCUCAGUGUAGCAGACCGCAGCUGGACUCAAAUCUCACGACGCCGCGUAGAAGCAGCGAUGGGUAAAGCAAGAACGCAGUUCGCCAGUUUUGCAAGCUCACUGGGUCAAACUUCCGAGGUCCCGCCAACCACAAUUGUCGCGGCCGAGAUGCUCUGA